Molecule: messenger RNA, 3503 nt
Organism: Xyrauchen texanus (razorback sucker)
Lineage: Eukaryota; Metazoa; Chordata; Actinopteri; Cypriniformes; Catostomidae
Product: gastrula zinc finger protein XlCGF17.1-like
Exons: 2
Coding region: 64-1227 (387 amino acids)
Biological process (GO): negative regulation of transcription by RNA polymerase II; regulation of cytokine production; regulation of immune system process
Source: RefSeq, a predicted model, not a curated record
CUCACAGUUUGAACACUCCACUAGUGUGUUUAUUGUUCAGUGUUUUUAGUUCAUAUAUUGAAGAUGAGUUUGCAGGUGGAUCUGAUGUGCUGUAAAUCAGUAGGAACUGAUCUGACUUCUGUCUGUAACGCAGCUGGAGAACAGCAGAUGCUCAAGACACCAUUGAAGAUGUGUUCAGUGAAGCUGCUGGACUGCAGGAACCUAAUGGAGAUGAGACGAGAAACCACACCACAGGAACACACUGAUGAAGAUGAUGAUGAAACCACAGCAGAGGAACAACAUAAGAGUGAUAAAGAUGAUGAUUUUAUUCCUUCAGAUGCAAACAGUGGCUCAUCUGAUGGAGAAACGGCUUCUACAUCAAAACAGGGUCUUUCCUGCAAAAUUUGUGAGAGGAUAUUCACUUUGAAAGCACAUUUAGUGAGACAUGAGAGAAGACACAAAGAGCAGAAAGUCUUCAAAUGUAAGAGAUGUGAGAGCAGCUUUUCUACCUUCAAAGAGAGGAACCGUCAUUCAGAAGUGCACAAAGAAAAGCAGGAGUUUCCCUGUGAGCAGUGCGGGAAGGUUUUCUCAGCUGCCUCGACAUUAAAAAGUCACAUGAAGACACACAGUGAUGAAAAGCCUUUCAGCUGCAGUGAGUGUGACAAGUGUUUCAGAACUAAAGGACAUCUUAAUGAGCAUAAGAAAAUACACACGGGGGAGAAACCGUACAAGUGUCUUCACUGUGAGAAGAGGUUCAUCAACAAGAGUCAUAUGACAUCACAUGUCCGUUUGCACACCAAUGAGAGGCCAUAUCAGUGCAAAGAAUGUGACAAAACCUUUAAACAAUUAUUUUGUCUAAAGACACAUCAGCAAAUGCACUCUGGGGAGAAACCCUUUCAGUGCUCACACUGUGAUAGACGUUUCCUUAAGAAAUCUGAUCUGAAACGUCAUGAAAUUAGACAAUCUGUGGAGAAACCCUUUCAAUGCUCACACUGUGACAAGCGUUUCCAUCUUGAAUCUGACAUGAAAUCUCAUGAAAAAAGACACAAUGGAGAGAAACGUUACCUCUGCUCUGACUGUGGGAAGAGAUUUUAUGUACCAUCUGAAUUAAGAGUUCACCAGAGAGUGCAUACAGGAGAGAAACCUUACAGCUGCUCCAUCUGCAGGAAAUCAUUUGUUUUUUCAUCAAGUUUAAAUACUCAUCAGAAGACACAUGCUAGAGAUCAAACUGCUCUGAAAUCAUCGUAGUGUUUUCAGGCAUUAACAUUAAAUCACAAUUACACUAUCAAAGGCAACUUGUCAGAAGUCAAAUCAUUUGUAUUUGGAUUGUGUUGUUCACAAUGCACACAUUGUUUCAAAGCAGCUUUAUGGAAAAUCAUACUGUAAUGUCUUAAAUCCUCCAGCUCUAUAGAGAGUCAUGCUUUAAUGUCUUCAUUCAAUUUCUUAGGACAGAUAUGGUCUAUUUAAGGUUUAUAAGUAUGUAUGUGAAGCAUUGUCCUUUCUCUGUUUAGCCAUGGUUAUACAAGUCUACUUUUUUCUGCAGGAUGUCCUAGUGAAUUUUGAUGUUCAUCACCUCUAGACCUUGCAUGUAAUCAUUAUGAAAUGACCCUUUUUUUCAGCUGACAAAUGAAUAAGCCAAAAGCUCAACUGACUCUGCUGAGAAUGUGAUGCUAAUGUUCACAUCACACUGGAUUCAGCUGGAUUAUUCACUGGAGAUUGAUGUUGGUUUUUGAUUAACAACUUAUUGGUUAAAAGGAUGGAAGACUCAUUCUCAUGUCCAACAAGUAAAGCACAUAAGAGCUGUAUGUGAUAAAAGUUGUUCGUUUAUGCUAAGUUCUGUCAUUCUAAUGAUUGAGUAUCACAGAAUUUGCUAAAUCUUAAUUGUGAUUCUAAAGUUAUAUUGCAGUAUUAAUGGAGUGAAUGGCUUCACUGGAGUGUUAGACUAUGGUUUUAAAUGAUCACUUAUCCACAAUAUUCUCAGCGAGUCCAAUGUAUUUCACUAGGUGAGCGGAAGUGCGAUUGGUUGGUAUUUUGUGCGUAGCCGGUCACUGCUUGCUUGCAUGUUCUGUGGUUAUUCUUGCUUUUAAAAUGUUAUAAGAUGUCUUUACAAAUUUACAGUCAGUGUUUUCAGUUAAUGGAUAUCCUUAUAAUCAAGAGAGUUUUAUCUAAAAAUGAAAAGCUGUUAUGAUCAGAAACCUCUCGCAAAGCGCUCCAGUCCCAGAUGCUGCUUUUUCCAUCAGCUAGCUAUAAAACGAUUGACUGUUUAAAAAAAGCUCUGAAUAAUUUGUUUGUGUGCUCUUUUCAAAUGAUUGGCAUGAAGUCAACAGGGGUGAUUACUUAUAUAAUCCACCAUUAUAGUCAAGCUAUGAUAGUUGUCCAGAGUGCAGUGAAUUACAUUAUUGUGCUAACAUGUGUUUAAAGUUCAUAAGACAUUUUGUGAGUUUGUUCAUUUCUAUUCAGCUUUGGCCUUUGUGAAUGCUUCAUGUGUUUUGAAAUGGCAUGUAAAAGGAACAGUGUUUUACCUGAACUGUCUGUGAGUAGUGACAAUGUUUUCAUGCUGUGAUGCUAAAUUGAUCAAUUUUACGGUGGAAGACCAUUAUUAGAUGAGACAUGUACAGUAGAUAGUUGUUUUAUCACGUUUGAAAUUAACUGUAUUUUGAUUUUCCUCUCCUGCAUUUUUCCUGCCAGCAAUUCAUUUCUAUUGAGUGUCUUUGCAGAGGUGUGUAAUUUUAUUCCAAUACACUUUUUGUCAAAUUCAAAUAGACAAAUAUCUCUUUACGGUAAGCUAGCUAUCCGUUCUGUGAGUGCCUGAAAAAAUGUUUGUUUGUACACAGCUCUUGCACUGUAAAUGGGAACAUAAACUAAGUGGAUCGGAUUGAUCCACACAACACAGUUGUGAUCACACAGUGUUGGUAAUGUGCUUGCAUGAAUUUGAGGAGUGGAGCACUGAAGGAAGGGGUGUGUUUGUUUGUCUGUAGGGUUCAAAUAUCAAGAGUCUUUCUCAGGAAUUGCUUGCUCCACCUUUAACUUGAAAACCAGUUGAACCGUAACACCGGCAAUGUUAUCGGACAAGCCAAUUCCUCUGCAAUGCUUUCUGUCAUGUGUGUUUAUGUUAUAGUGGUCUUGUUUAUUAUGACAUUAAACUUUAUCAUCUUUAAUUUAGAAUGGCUUAUUUGUUCAUAGGGAAUCAGAAAGGGGCAUGGUAUGAGGGUUGUUGGCAAAGGUUGUUUGAAAACAUACUUUAUUUUUGUAAUUCCGUUUGGUGCCACUAGUAGCACAGGAAAUACACACUCCACCUUUAAUGGGAAAAUGUGAUUUGGGAAACAGUGUGGGCAUUAAUUCAGUAUCAAUAAAAUGUAUUUGUACAGUGCUUUUAAAAAUGAAUACUGUUUUAUAGUUGCUUUACAGAGAACAUUAAACUUUUGUGUUAAAUGUUUAUAAUGUAUGUCCAAAUAAAUGUUUAUUAGUUGUGCAUGUAGUUCAUUUUGUUCAGUACAGUUUAUUGUGAGGCUGCUAAGACAUUG